Molecule: messenger RNA, 733 nt
Organism: Colletotrichum scovillei
Lineage: Eukaryota; Fungi; Ascomycota; Sordariomycetes; Glomerellales; Glomerellaceae
Product: GNAT family
Exons: 3
Coding region: 119-733 (204 amino acids)
Cellular component (GO): cytoplasm
Molecular function (GO): aralkylamine N-acetyltransferase activity
Source: RefSeq, a predicted model, not a curated record
UUGCCUUUUCUUUCUCGCACUAUAGCAUUUUCCAGUCUCCAACCAAUAUUUGUGCGUUUUCUACUCAGUAAAUCCUUGACAUAAAUUAUUUGUGAACUAUUUGCCCGUCAUUGUGACCAUGGAUUUAUACAUCCGACCACUGUCAGUCAACGAUCUUGAUCGGUGCGUUGCGGUGGAGGCCGCAGCCUUCCCCCCCGCCGAAGCAGCAACUCGCGAAAAGAUUGAAUAUCGACUGACGGUUUGCCCCGAACUCUGCUUAGGAUUAUUUGCCCGUAAGGGUAAGAGCAGCCCAGAGAGCGUUAUCCGACAAGGGAUCACCCCGGUCUACAGCCCAUCCGAAACUUCGAGUCGUGACGAACUUAUCGCACACACAAUUUCCACCAAGUCAGUCUCUUCUGUUGUCACAGACGAGGAUAUGGCUGUCCCAUCUGCGUGGAAGACAAACCCGACCGGUACAUACGGCGUAGGGCAUCGACCUGAAGGCAAAACUAUCACUUUGCAUUCACUGGCUGUCGCGCCCCAUUUCCAGAAGUCGGGUUACGGCAAAACCCUCAUGGCAUAUUACAUCAAGCACAUGAUGCAAACGGCACAGGCAGAGAGAAUUUCCAUUCUCACUUACGACAGGCUGGUUUCGUAUUAUGAAAAGCUGGGCUUUACACACUAUGGCAAGAGUCAAUCCGAGUAUGCUGGAGUGGCUUGGCACGAUUUGGCUUACGAAUUCAAUAUUGCGUAG